UGCUUUCUCAUCUUUCUCUCUUUGGUCACUGACAAGUUCUUAGUUUUGUUUCACCCAUAUGAGAUUACUGGUCCUGACAUGGUAUAUAGCUACUAGUACUAGUUUCUUUGUGUGAUCCCCUUGUAGCUCCUUUUACACACUCAAUUUCCAGAUUUGUGUACUGUACUUUUUGCAGCAAAUACUUUGAGCUGCUCGAUUAGUUGUUGGAGCUUGCAUGGAAUUACCAGCGGCAGUAUGGGCACCUUGCGACUUCCAGAUGUCCAAUUAUUGGACAAUGGAUCCAGCAGUAUGGGGUCCUGGUUUCCCUGUGGAGUAUCAGUAUGCCACCACUGAGAUAUUUGGCAGCAGCCUCCGAUUUCCUCGAUAUGGAAGUGAAGACCUGAUUGAAAAAGCACCAGAACAAGAGUUUGAGGUUGAUUUCCAUGAGGUGGAAGUGGAAGUGAAGAUCAAUGACUACCUGAUACGUGAGUUCGAGGAAGAAGCACAAGAGUUUAGGGUUGAUAUGGACAUGAUGAAGAUGAAGAUCCAUAGGUACCCACCGAGCCUUCGAGCUUUUGAAGAAUGGUACUCCGUCCCAAGGAUGGUGGCCAUGGGCCCUUACCACCAUGCCCAUGUGCUCCCAGACCAGCUCAAGAAGGUGGAGAAGGCGAAGCAUGUGGCUGCCUACCGCUGCGUUAGGGAAUCAGGCCGCUCCCUUCAGGAGGUGUACAGUGCGGUCGUCUCAGCCGCGCACAAUGCCCGCCGCCUCUAUGACAAGCAAGUGAUGAGAGGUAUCGGUGACAGCGACUUCCUUCCCAUGAUGUUCUAUGAUGCUUGCUUCUUGGUGCAGUACAUGCUUUGGUGUACGCAUGGCGCGAGCGAGAUGGAGGCGUCAUUGCGUAGCUUCUUUGACUUCAACCGCAAGGUCCUCCGCCAUGACCUCAUGUUACUUGAGAACCAGCUCCCCUGGCUGGUGGUCGAGACCGUGAUGAGGUUCAGGCCCGUGAACUUGGUUGACUUCAUUGCUGACUGGAGAGACUAUCUGCAAGACCGCAAGGUUCUUGGACAAAAGCCUGUUGUCUUGGACGAGAGCUACGAGCCACCGCAUCUCCUUGGCCUCCUCCGGUUCUACAUCGUAGGGAAAAGCAACACCAAGCUGCACACUCGAGCCAAACUCGACUCGAUAUCAGUUUCUGUAAGUGCCAUCGAGCUUGCCGAGAUUGGCAUCACACUCACUGCAGCCAAGGACACCAUAGAGCUCAUUCACAUGGGCGUCAACAAGAGAGGGAUCCUCUCCGCGGAACUCUCUCUGGCGCCGCUGUCUCUGGAUGACGAGCGCGGAAGCUUUCUACUCAACAUGGCGGCUCUCGAGCUAUGCACGACCUCAAAUUUCCUAGCACCUGAAGCUGCAGAUGAAGACUCUGCCGUCUGCUCGUACCUCCUCCUCCUCUCCAUGUUGGUGCACAGGGAGGAGGACGUGCACGAGCUGCGAACGAAGCACCUCCUGCAAGGAGGAGCAGGGCUCAUCAACAAGGAAGCGCUUGGCUUCUUCACCAAGCUUCAGAGCCUGCCCCUGCACGGAUCCUGCUACGUCCGCGUCAUGGUAGAGAUUGAGAGAUACAAGGUCAGCAGGCGAUUGCGGUCCAAGGUGCACGCAUUUCUUUACAAGAACAAGAAAACCAUCUUCACGGUCUUCUCCGUCAUCAGUGUACUUGUCAGUAUCUUAGGGACCCUUAUGUCUCUCAAAGCUCGUUCAAAGCUUUAAUUACCA
Messenger RNA from Panicum hallii, 1750 nucleotides. RefSeq lists its product as uncharacterized. The transcript has a single exon. Lineage: Eukaryota; Viridiplantae; Streptophyta; Magnoliopsida; Poales; Poaceae. The coding region runs from base 215 to 1744 and encodes 509 amino acids. The record is from RefSeq and is a predicted model, not a curated record.